This is a messenger RNA of Lindgomyces ingoldianus, 2550 nucleotides long. RefSeq lists its product as uncharacterized. Bases 1 to 2550 code for a protein of 849 amino acids. The record is from RefSeq and is a predicted model, not a curated record. The transcript is spliced from 2 exons. Lineage: Eukaryota; Fungi; Ascomycota; Dothideomycetes; Pleosporales; Lindgomycetaceae.
AUGCCGAUGUGGCCUUUUUCGCGGCGCGCCGCUAAAUUAAAAACGGGUCGAUCCACCGCUGUCGCAGAAGGGAAGCGGCCUGUUGCAGCUUAUGCUCACGAAUCUGCCGACAACGAUGCCCUGAGAAGGACACCCAAAAGGCGCAGCAGUCGCCGGAACAGAAGGAGUGCGCACUCCACCUCCAUGCGCGACGUCGACAAAAGCUCGCCCAAUCCCCCGCCUGCCGGCCCUCCCUUUGUGAAGCACGACUCGCACUCACUCCCGCACAGCAGUGCCGAAGAUAUCACCGCCCUCCCCAUAUCGAAGCGCCUCGAGCAGAGCCCGCACCUCCGCCCCGUCACCAACGAACACGGCAUCCCAUACAACUUCCAGAGCCACUCUCACUCGAGCCUCCCCACGGCAAGGGAGCGGGGAAAGCUACAACGGCCUCAAUCCCUGCGCAAACGUUCCGCCUACGAGUCGGCCCUGCCACGGCGAAAGUCCAGCAAGAAGCGGAAGAAUGACCAUGUCCGUGAGGAGGAAAUUAGAGCAAUGAGCGUGCCCCUCCCUCAGAAGCGCCCGGCAGGCCACUCUGGGGGAUUGCUCCGGCGAGACAGCAAGAAAGUCAAAGGCGGACUCAACCGACACUUCGAACGCCCAGCCUCCAACAUAUCGCUCCCCGUCGAAGACUCAAUACACUCAUCCAUGUCGGGGAGCUCGGAAAGCCGCGCCUUCAGGGUGAGCGCCCUCGACAUGUUUUCCCCGCGGCCCAGGAUCCGGUACUCAGUAGGCUCGCAAUACUGCUACAGCGCGUCAGGCCCUUCACCGACUUCACACCAAAGCAAGACCGAACCCCGAAAAGAACGCACGCCACCGCCAAAAGACGGCAUAGUGGGGAAGAGGAGCAAAACCAUCGAUGAUUUAGCAGAUACAUUAGAUGCAGGAGCAUUAAGGGAAAUAUUAGAAAGAGACAAGCGGCGGAGAGAGAAGAAGAGGAAGGCAGACGACGAGCGGCUACGUCGCCGCCUGGAACGACGUGCAGAGAAACAAAAGGUUGGUGAACAGAGUGGAAUACCCGCGACCCCUCGAAGGGAGGCAAAAGGAGUGGUGGGCUUGGGUAUUGAGAGAGACACAUUUACACCAAUGGAAGAUGUCCGUCCCUCGACACCACCCAAACCCCAGCGGCUUCACACUACCGGGUUUACCACCAAUGUCGAAGAGAACAGUCAACUACCUACUCCCAUGGAGACUCCUGUCGAGGAGCCUGUGGUGGCUGAUGCACAGGCUGUGCGAUAUUCGCGUGCAAGCAUAUCGUCGCCGCCAACCUCGCCCGUCCACACUCGAGGACCGUCGAACAUCUCACAGAUGCCAGAAUUGCUCUCCGAGAAAGCCGCACGAGAGACGCCGGUCGAAUCUAUUGAACCAGACGCGCGGGCAAGCGGUCCACUGCACCAUGUUGAGUCCGCCGAUACAGCCGCGACUUCCAAAAAGGAAUCAGGCCGACGAAGAAGCUCUGAGGGAAGGCGCAUGCGUGCAUUUGCUUCCUUUUUCAGGCGCGGAAGGAGAAACUCACAAGACCAGGCAAGGGCGACGCCAUCUGAAGUGUCAUUCUCGAAUACAUCGCGGGAAAGCAUGUCACGCCAGCCCCUCCCUGCUCAUUUGGUCGCACCAACUCCGCCGGUCCAGAUUCGACGACCCUCCAGCGUUCCCCACAGAACCAUGUCCAAGUUCCGUGAAGACUUGCCUGAAUUUCCGCUGUCACCUCCCGAUUCAAGAGUGCAUUCCCCGGAAGCUGCAGUAACAAAUCUAAUAACUGCUCAACGUGAAAGUCAGCCUCCAUCUGAUCUUCGUGUUCAUUCCAAUAGCCCAGGAGCGGGCGCCCGAACCGACUCGCCUUCACUUGCUUCUGUGGACUCGGAAGGAUCCUGGCUCUCGGGCAAGCCGCUGAAGAGGAGGUCGAACAAAUCCUACAUCCGUUCCAGCGUGGGAUCGUCUACUACUGCAAAGCAAAAUGAGGAGUUCAGUGCCUCGUACGAGGAGUUGGGCAUACCGGACGACGAGUAUUUCCAAAGGUUAACACCACAACCUGACGAGCGGCGACGUUCAGCACAAACCAGUGACGUAGUUAGGAGGAAGCCAAGCAGCACAGCAAUGGCAGCCACAGACACCACGGCCGAUUCUGACGACGAAGAGCCAGUACCAGCUGAAAGGCCUUCGGAAGAAGAGAAUCUAGUGCAGAACAGUGUUGGUCGCCAGCCCACGAUAGUGCAUCGCCAACCCCGCGUCAAGUCUACCGAAGCAUUACUCGGCUACUUCCAAGCUGAGAAACCUCCAAUCAAAGAAAUUCCCGCUACGAACCCCGAGCGUCCAGCUGACCAAGAAUCGCCCACUUCGGAUAGUGAGCCCAUUUCCCUUCAGCGUGCUCAGAGUGUCGACCUUGGAAAAAACCAUGGGCGACACCUCAGUGCUGGUUCUGCGAAGCUGUUGGACAUCCCCGGAAAGCGAUCUUCCAUUGACCAGAAGCGAUCGAGCCCAGCCUCUCAAAGUAAACUGACAGAACAGGAUGAGUGA